This is a messenger RNA of Chroicocephalus ridibundus (black-headed gull), 4446 nucleotides long. RefSeq names its product desumoylating isopeptidase 2 (gene DESI2). Bases 429 to 1010 code for a protein of 193 amino acids. The transcript has 5 exons. Gene Ontology annotation, biological process: protein deubiquitination. The record is from RefSeq and is a predicted model, not a curated record. Lineage: Eukaryota; Metazoa; Chordata; Aves; Charadriiformes; Laridae. Gene Ontology annotation, molecular function: deubiquitinase activity.
UUGGAGGGGCUGCCAGGCCGUCCCGCGGCCCCGGCGGCGGCGCCAGCGCCAGGCGCUGCCUGCGCCUCGCCCUGACCGCCGCGCCUCCUCCUCCUUCCCUCCCUCCCUCCUUCCCUUCCCGCCGCCACCGGCACCGCCAUCGCCACCGGGGUGGGGCCCGCGCCCGCCUCUCCCCCCUCCGCGCCGCCCGGCCCCCGCCGCCGGCCGCGGGCUGAGCGCGUCGUCCCAGGGGCGAGGCCCCGGUCCCUCCGCGGCGGCGGCUCCAUGGUGCCCGCCGCCCCCCCCCGCCCCGCAGCAACAGGCAGGACGAGGAGGAAGCGGCCCCCGGGGGUCCCCACCGCCCCGCCGCCGGCCUGAGCAGCGCCAGCGCCGCCGCCGCCGCAGCGGGAGCCACCGAGCGGGCGGGGGGCGCCCGCGGGCCGCCGGCGAUGGCGAACCAGCUGGUGAUCCUCAACGUCUACGACAUGUAUUGGAUGAAUGAAUAUACUUCUUCCCUUGGAAUUGGAGUGUUCCAUUCAGGUAUAGAGGUGUAUGGCCGAGAAUUUGCCUAUGGUGGUCAUCCGUACCCUUUUUCUGGAAUAUUUGAAAUUUCACCAGGAAAUGCUUCCGAGUUGGGCGAAACAUUUAAAUUUAAAGAGGCUGUGGUUCUAGGCAGUACUGACUUUAUGGAAGAUGACAUAGAAAAAAUAGUGGAAGAGCUUGGAAAAGAAUUCAAAGGAAAUGCUUAUCACCUAAUGCACAAAAACUGCAAUCACUUUUCUUCAGCUUUAUCUGAGAUUCUGUGUGGAAAAGAGAUUCCACGAUGGGUGAAUCGCCUUGCCUACUUCAGCUCUUGCAUACCGUUCCUGCAGAGCUGUCUGCCGAAGGAGUGGCUCACUCCUGCAGCCCUCCAGUCUAGCGUUAGCCAGGAGCUACACGAUGAGCUGGAGGAAGCUGAGGAUGCAGCAGCAUCGGCUUCCUUGGCCAGCUCAGCAUCUGGGUCUAGAACUGGUCGCCACACCAAAUUAUAAGUCCUCCUCCAAAGUAACGAAUGGUUUGAAAUACUUCGGUUUCAUCUCUCCAGCAAUCGACUUCCUGACAGAACAUGAGAGCUGACUCUAGAACAUUGUUUUUAUAUGCAAAAAAGGCUCUCGCCAACCCCUGUUUCAGCUCAGGAUUAUUUAUGUAGUGAAAAGAAUUGCUGGGAGAAAAGGGAAGGAUUUUGUUUGAAGCCACCCUUUUCAUUUUCACCUGUUUGGUAGACCUGGGUUAACUUAACAUCUUGUAUAAAGCAGAACUUAAAUUAUUUGUUUACAGUAUUGUGUACUGCUGUUUACAAGUCCUGUAAGGACUCCUGCCACCAUGGAAGAAGAGAGAAUUUGAGUUUGAUUUAACUGUUGCUAUAACUCAAAAGCAGUGGUAUGAUGCCCUGGAUGAACUCUCCCCCUUGUUUUCAAGAUUUAAGGCAGGUGAACGUUAAAUUUCUGAGAAACGCCAGAAACUGCUGAAUACUAUAUGUGUGAACAGGGUACUGUGCACUUAAAGUGGCUGAUGUAAACAGGUAGAUUCCAGGAUGUAGGGAGACUGGUUUUGUCUAAGAUCUGUUACUAGAAUUAUGACCUCUACAUUAAUGAAACUGUGGAUUUUUGCACAUAUGAAGGGAAAUUUCUAUCUCAUUACAAUGCACAUUGGUCCCUUUUUUUUUUUUUUUUAACUCAGCCAUGUAGUUUGCAUCCUACCUUCUGUCUGUAUUUACAGUCUACUUCAACCAGGAUUUAGACAGCGAGAAUGUCAUCUGUUAGAAGCAUCAACAAUUUUUUUCACUGUUUGCUUUACUUGAUUUUAAACUUGUGUAUAAAGUUAGUAUUUGUAUUCUUUUGUUUGUUUGUUUCACAUAGUUUAGUGAAUAGUGUACUACAAGCCAUUUAUGGUUGGGGAAUGGCCUUGCUUUCUGCUGCUGAUUUUGCUUCAUUUGAGUUUGUAAACAUUCGUGUCCUUUUUUGAGCUAUAAAUUACUGCCCAGUUGUGCAUAUCCGCACAAAUUAUAGAGAAAUCCUAAUUUAUUUUCCCACAGUCUCUAUCUGUGGCAUUAACUUUCUUGUCAGAUGUAAUGAAGAAAAACCUGAAAAUUGCUUAUGCACCUGCGUGUUUACACAGCAGAACCCACUAAUCUGCACACAUAAUUAUAUCUGAAGGUAAGAGAUAUUAUUUUCUAAAACACAGAAGUAUGUUUGCUGGUAGAUUAUAAUUAGAGCUAAAUUAUAAUUAGUGAUCAGAAUAUAUAAUGGAAUGCCUUAUUCUUGUUCACUUACCAAGAGAAUUAAUGGUUCUUCCAGUCAUUAGUGUAAAUUAGUGAGGUUCUAUUGUGCACAUAAGGAUACAGUAGCACAAACAUGAGGGAGGUGAGCUUGUGUAUUUUGUAAGACUUGCUGCCUUAAACUAACAAAAAACAUACCAUCCGUAAACUGAUCAGGUCACAAAGAAGUGUGCGUUACGAGAAGUAUAAAUGAUUCUUACAAGCUUUAUUUUCAGUCUGUUGCUGCGUUUAGUUUUUCCAUUAAGUGAAAUACUGACUCUACAGUUUCUCCUGUUUAAAAGGAAAAAAAAAAAACCAAACAAAAAAACACAAAAAAAACCACAAAAGCCCUCUUAGGAGGCAAGAAUGCUUCAUGUUAUGGAUGCUCCUAGCCACGGGCAGUCAGUGCCAUUGAACCCCACAGGAAGGUGCAGUAGGCUGUAUCGUAGUAAGAAUUCUUGUGAUCGCCAGCUCCGACUCGCGCUGGAAAUGGGCGGAAGUUUUUCUGCUAGGAGUUGGGUUGAAUCCUUUUGUCAGCCGGUCUUUGAAGUUUUCACUCAUCUUCUGUGACGCAGUGUAGGUACAGAGAGAGAGGGACGCUCAGUUGCGGGGGAAAAAUCAAGUGAGACUCUUUCUGGAAAAAGUGGGAUAAUAGUAGAAGUCUCUUUAACUGUAGUUUGGUACGAGUUUUAAUUAUCUCUUCUACCAAGUGGGAAGCGCUUAAGACUGACAAAUCUGACACUAAUUACGUUCUCUGUUUGGCCUCCAGAAGCUGGACAUACUGACUCUCCCUGUUGAGUGCUUUUUUCACUUAAAUCUCUGAAUUUGAGUUCUCCUUUCCUUUUUUUCCUGUAGUGAAAAUGAACACGGUGGUCUCCAGUCAGCUCUCAAGCAUUACAGAACUGAAUCUCACACUACUUACAGCUAAGACAACAGGCCGCAGACAGGUUAUUCUGUCUCUGCUGUGCAGCUGUGGUAGUAACGUGACUAAGUCUCUCGGCCAAGGCAGGUCCUUUAUUUCAGCUCAGGGUUGAGGCCACUGAUCUAGCAAUGUACUGUAGCUUUUCCUAGGUUUUAGGAAAAAUAAAUAGAAUGAAUUUUCAUUGCUACCUAACUUUUAUGUACCAAAAUCAGCUUUUUAGGCUUCUGAUAUAUCCAGAGCGCUAGGUCACAAAUCUCUACACCUUCAUUAACACACACACACCUACAGCAUGUACAAUGCAAGAACGUGACAGAUCACAGCACAGUUUUUAUUUAGAAGUAAAACUAAGACUAUUUUUUAUAAAGCAGACUGGAAAGUUUGUAACAAAAACAUUCAUUUUAUUGGUAGCUGUACAGGUGAAAAUACUGUCUUAUGCUCCUUUUUUUUUUGUGUGGGUUCUUUUUGUUGUUGUUGUUGUUGUUUCCAAACCAUCCAUUUGUAAAUCCUGUGAGGAAACUGACACCCGAACCCUGAAGGCUCUUGGGUUUGUAUCAAAGCGAGCGGUACUGUAACUUCAAUCGCCUGCUGUCAACUCAGCCUCCACUGGAUGCCUCCAAGAAGUCACCCUGCCAGUGGUUACUCCAGUCUGUUAGCAAUAGAGCAAGUUACCUUUCACCAGCAUUACUGCCAAGCAGGGAUUACUUUAGUCUACUAAUGACCACACUGUGCUAGGACUAGAACACUCCAAAAUGCUGUGAGAAAGCUGGACACCUGUGGAGUCUUUUCCAUCAAAACGGGUAGAAAAAUAUCACUACUUCAGGGUUCUGCUCUGUUUACUUUCUCAUUCUCGUUUAAGUUUCUGUAAGAUAGUACUUUUGAUACGUAUUGUAUUCUUUAACUCAAGGUCGUUUUAUUUAAAUGCCAUUUUCUGUUCAGCAAGCCAAAAAAAAUCCAAUGUACUGUCAGUGUGCACCAGUAACUUCAGAGUGGCUUGGUAAAAACAUAGUUGCAUUACUUCUAAAAUUUGCAAUGCAAUUCUGAUCACUAUUGAUACAUGAUAAUUUUCACUGUUGGAAGUUGGUUACAAGCUGAAUAUUCACUGAUGCAUUUUUUGUAAACUUGUAUUCAAGUUUACUGUACUACAUAGUAUUUGUAUAAAAUUCAGAGAAUUUUGACUUUUGUUACCUGUACAUGGCAACAAGUUGUCUAGCAUCUGAAACUUAAAUCCAUCAGUUUAUUAAAAAUACUU